AGGAGGAGGAGGAGGAGGAGGAGGAGGAUGGGGAGAGGGAAGAUCGCGAUUGAGAGGAUUGACAACGCGACGAACCGUCAGGUGACCUUCUCCAAGCGGCGCGGAGGGCUGAUGAAGAAGGCCCGGGAGCUCGCCAUCCUAUGUGAUGCUGAUCUUGCAUUCAUCGUCUUCUCCAGCACCGGUCGCCUCUAUGACUUCGCAAGCUCCAGUGGAAUGGAGGCAAUACUAGAGCGCUACAAAAAGGCCAAAGAGGAGCACUGCGGAGUGUUGAAUCCAACAUCAGAGGCAAAGUUAUGGCAAAGGGAGGUUACAACCUUGAGGCAGCAAGUGCAGAACUUACAGCACAAUAAUAGGCAACUGUUGGGAGAGGAGCUAUCUAGUUCCAGUGUUCGAGAUCUACAAUUUCUUGUGAACCAAGUUGAGACGAGCUUGCAUUCGAUCAGAAAGAGGAAGGAGCAAGUUAUGGCUGAGGAGAUCCACGAACUCAACCAAAAGGGAUUUCUUAUUCAGAAGGAAAAUAUAGAACUUGGCAAGAAGUUGAGCAUUGCUCAUGACCAGAAUAUAGAGUUGCAGAAGAAGCUUUCUGGGGCCAUGAGAUCGAGGGAGGAGCAAGCGAGCGGAAGCAGCUCGAAAGUUGCUGCAGGAUCAUUAUUGUCGACUAGAGCACGUGAACCAAGGAUUAUUAUUGACCUUGAGUUGCGCCAGCAGGAGCAUGAGGAUGAAUAACACCUACUACCUCGUCCACUAGAUGCUACUACUUCAAUUUAUAUUUUCAGCGCAUGUGUGGACGAUCCAAGCUCGAUCAUCAAAUUAGCUAUAUGGUUACUGUGUAAUUUGCAUAAGGAGUUAACAAACAUGUAAGCAUGGAGCGUAGAACUGCAGAUUAAGAAUAAACAAAAGCAAAAGCAAGAAACAUGCUUGCACUUGUAUGGUUUGAUAGUGUAUGUCAUAGACAUUGGUAUAUAUAUAGAUAUAUGUGAAUCUAACUUGGCUGCAACAAGAGACGAGAGGUCAUAUACACCCUACGAUCCAUAUUAAUCGUUUUUGAUUUAGUACAAGAGUAU
This is a messenger RNA of Hordeum vulgare subsp. vulgare (domesticated barley), 1064 nucleotides long. Its product is annotated as MADS-box transcription factor 25-like. Lineage: Eukaryota; Viridiplantae; Streptophyta; Magnoliopsida; Poales; Poaceae. Gene Ontology annotation, biological process: positive regulation of transcription by RNA polymerase II. The record is from RefSeq and is a predicted model, not a curated record. Bases 28 to 726 code for a protein of 232 amino acids. Gene Ontology annotation, cellular component: nucleus. The transcript has 8 exons. Gene Ontology annotation, molecular function: DNA-binding transcription factor activity, RNA polymerase II-specific; protein dimerization activity; RNA polymerase II cis-regulatory region sequence-specific DNA binding.